This is a messenger RNA of Dacryopinax primogenitus, 1370 nucleotides long. RefSeq names its product UDP-Glycosyltransferase/glycogen phosphorylase. The coding region runs from base 200 to 1105 and encodes 301 amino acids. Gene Ontology annotation, molecular function: UDP-glycosyltransferase activity. The transcript has 5 exons. NCBI's taxonomy places the organism in Eukaryota, Fungi, Basidiomycota, Dacrymycetes, Dacrymycetales, Dacrymycetaceae. The record is from RefSeq and is a predicted model, not a curated record.
GGAUGAGGUCCUCUCGAUCUAUAACGAUGAAGCCCGGCGUGCGGGACGGUCGUUCAACCAAAUUGGGCGUGACUGCUGGCAGCGCUCCACCCGCACGGUAGACGAUAUCAUCAAUAUCCGUGGGCUGCCGGCGUACUACUCGUACGAAGACAGUCCCCAUGAUAUUUUCGUGGGGUUUGUGUGGGAUCUGCUGCGAGGAAUGGUUGCCUUGCAUGAGGAAAUGGAUGGGGUACUGCUGAACACCGUUCCUGAGGUGGAAGAAGAAGGUGUGCUCGGCGUUCUUGAUUGGGAGACGCCGGCGGGCAAGCAAGUUAUCUGUGUGGGCCCCCAGCUCGCCCUGACCCAUCGCUACGACGGCCAGAAGACGGUAUCGCCGACAACCAAGCGGAAGGAAGACGAGGCCGUGGCGUUCUUAGACGAAGCCCACGCCAGCCAUGGGUCCGAAUCGGUCCUGUUCAUCUCCUUUGGGUCCAUGUAUUUCCCUCCACCCCAUCAGCUACAAGUUCUCCUGGACGCGGUGAUAGCGACUGAGAAGCCGUUCCUGAUGACUAUUCCCGGGGCACAUGGUGACUUCCCAGUGGAACUGGAAGAGAAGGUCAGGAAGAGCGACAGAGGAUUGCUAGUGCCUUGGGUAGAUCAGCAGGCCAUCCUGGCUCAUGCUGCCACUGGCUGGAUAUUAUCUCACGCAGGCGCAGGCGGGACAUUCCAAGCACUUAGCCAAGGCGUCCCAAUGAUCUGUUGGCCGUUCGCCACUGACCAGCCGCAAUUCUCCCUGUGGGUUACAGACAUGCUUGACGCCGGCUUCUAUCUCAUCCAGAACCGCACUGGCCCUGCGGCCAGCCUGAAAGCCUCCCGCGGAGGACCAGCGGGAAUGCGGAUCAUUGGUACAGACGAAGCGAUCAGGAUGGAGUUGGAUAACGUCUUGCGUCAGAGUCAGGGAAUGGUGGGCGUGAGAAAGCGUGCGAAUGCACAAAAGACUGGGAAAGCUAUUUGGGAGUUUAUCCGACCUGAAGGUGGAGCGUGGCGCGAGCUAGACAAAUUAAUGUUUCGGUAUCUCUGCUCUGCGAAUGGCUUCUGCGGUCUUCGAAUGUCCCUGUAUCCCUGACGGCCGCAGGACGCCUUCGCAUCGAUGGACAGCCGGAAGAUGUGAAGACUGGGACAUAUUUCCCAGUCGUGACUAUAUAUUCGUCGCCUUUCUGACUCAUUGACUGCCACUGUUCCCUGCUGAGGCAAUAACCCGCCAUGUGUUUAUGAGGCCACUGCUUGCGGGCCACGGAGCAUCCAUCGGAGCUCGGAGAGAUCAUCGCAUCGAAAGUGUCUUUUGGAUCAUCAUAUUUCCGAGGAGCACUUCCGUACUACUAAAUGACUAU